This is a messenger RNA of Prorocentrum cordatum, 477 nucleotides long. NCBI's taxonomy places the organism in Eukaryota, Dinophyceae, Prorocentrales, Prorocentraceae. The record is from the annotation of a GenBank genome assembly.
GGGGCCGAGAUCAUGGUGGCGAAAGUGCGGGCUGCUCUGAAUGUACAUUUUCCCGGGGGCGGCCGGCAGCCUCGCGUGCUCUUCACGGACCGUGGAAACGGCUUCUACAACGCCGGCCCAAGGGCAAUCACCGAGGAGUUCUGCGGGGCGUUGAGGCGCCACGACCUGGACGCUUCUGCGCAGCCCGGCCAGCUCCAGGAGGUCAUGCUCCACGAGACCGCUGUGUCGUGGAUACGGGACAGGCUCACGAAAACGCUCCCGAAGCGGCGCUGGGAGGAGACCCUGGAGGCGUACCGCGCCCAGCUGAAGGCCUGCGCGGCGCAAAUCAAUAGCGCCUGUGACGUCGACGGCCUGUGCCGCGAGCUGCCGUCCAGGGUAAAGGACCUGGACCGCCGCCAGGGAGACCGCCUCGCCAAGUGAUGCGGCUCGCCGAAAAAUAACGCGUGCCCAACUGAAGGAAACUUUCGCACCUGUCUG